Chelonus insularis is the source of this 1934-nucleotide messenger RNA. It is a transcript of the gene nSMase, whose product is annotated as neutral sphingomyelinase. The record is from RefSeq and is a predicted model, not a curated record. Lineage: Eukaryota; Metazoa; Arthropoda; Insecta; Hymenoptera; Braconidae. Gene Ontology annotation, molecular function: sphingomyelin phosphodiesterase activity. The transcript has 6 exons. Bases 291 to 1487 code for a protein of 398 amino acids.
GUUUGUAUCAAUUGACCUUCGGGUAUCAAAGUAAAUACGACUUGUUUUCAUGCAACGCGCACCAUUUAUUAGUAUUUUAAUGAAAAUAGUCAUUAAUGUGAUGAUUAGUAUAUAGAAUGUCCGAGUUGGCAUUUUCUGAUAAAACUUUUCAUUUCGAUUUUUGUUCAUGUGAUAUUAUGAAUAAGUAACAAUGCAAAAUAUUGUCAAUAAUUUAAAUAACAUUUAUGUUUAAAUUUUAAUUUAAAGUGUUCACAUAUUUUAAAGUUAAAUUUUAUAAAGCAUUUAGUAAAAUGGAUAUUAAUUUAAAAGUAUUAACUCUCAAUUGUUGGGGUAUACCAUAUGUAUCACGAAAUAGAGUCCAAAGAAUGCGAGCUAUUGCUGAUCAGUUAUUAUCAGGGGAUUACGAUAUUGUCUGUUUUCAAGAAGUAUGGUCUGCUAAGGAUUAUGAAUUAAUUAAAAACCAAAUUCUAAACAUUUUGCCUUAUUCUCAUUAUUUUUAUAGUGGUGUCCUUGGCUCCGGAAUUUGUCUCUUUACAAAGUUUCCAAUUCAAGAUGUGAUUUUCCAUAAGUGGUCUUUGAAUGGAUAUGCUCAUAAAAUACAUCAUGGAGAUUGGUUUGGAGGAAAAGGAGUUGGCCUUUGUAGACUGAAAGUCAAUGAUGCCAAUAUAAAUGUUUAUGUAGCUCAUUUACAUGCAGAGUAUAAUCCUCAACAUGAUGAGUAUUCAGCUCACAGAGUGCUUCAAGCAUUCGAUAUGGCUCAAUUUAUUAGAAUGACAGAACGUGGAGCAGAUGCUGUAAUCUUAGGUGGUGAUCUUAAUACAAGUCCUAAUGAUUUAGCUUAUAGAAUUAUUUGUGGGGUUGCUGGCCUGGCUGAUGCUUGCUCAACAAUUAAUAAUGAUAUUGGAACCAAUGAAUGUGCCAAUAAUAGUUAUACACCACAACGAGUUGCUAGAAAAUUCCCUCAAGGAAAAAGAAUUGAUCAUAUUCUUUAUCUUGGUUCACAGAACUAUAAGGUAGAAGUAAUUAGUUGUCAACAACCUUUUCCAAAGCGAAUUCCUAAUAAAAACUUUAGUUAUUCUGAUCAUGAAGCAGUCGUAGCUGAAUUAAAAAUUACUAAAGGAUUUUAUCAAACAAUAGAAUGUGAUGUAAGAACAGAAAUAAAAGAAGCUUUAAGUAUUUGCGAAGCAUCAUUAAAAAAUGUUAGAAGACAACGUAUUUGGUAUGUAAUAGCUAAUAUUAUAUUAAUAGUACCAUUAAUGUACUCUAUGGGUAUAGAUUCAUCAUUUACAACAUUGGGAUAUUUAAUUGGGUUAAAUAUUUUACGACUAGUAAUAACUGCUGUACUUUGUUAUUCAAUAUUUAUGAGUACAAUUUGGAGUAGUGUAGAACAAAAUGCUCUUAAAGCUGGAAAUUUAGCAAUGGAAGUUCAUUUAUUACAGUUAAAUAAUAAUAUCAAUAACAAAAAUUCAAAACCUGAAGAUUCAUAGAAUUAAUUUUAUAUAUUUUAAUGUGCUCAUGAAGAUUUCGAAUACAAAACCAUACAAGAUACAAAUGUAAAAAAAUUUAAAUAUCAAAUCAGACCAAUUUUUUAUCGAACAUAUAUAUUGUAUAAGUGAGAUUAUAUUUUAGAUAGGGGAAGAUAAUUAUUAAAGUAAUUGCCAUAAUCGGUCAUUAUAACUAGUAAAAUAAUAAGAUUAGCAUUUUUUUUAAUGACUUGAUUUGACUAUUAAAAAAAAUUUAUUUUAUCAAAGUGCUCACAAUAGACACAAUUUUAACAUUAUUUACAAGCUUUUAAUUUAAAUUGAUAUGUAUAAUGUAAUAAAUUAAGCGAAACUUUUCAACAAAAUUCAGACAAAUCAUCAAUGCUGGCAUUUAGUGUGUACAUUGAGCAAUUAUAAAUAUAAAAUGUGCAUUAAGUUAAGCUAUUUCAAUUU